GGGGAGGGAGCGUGUGGUUUCCAUGGAUACCGUUGAUAGCAAACUGUAAAAGUUUUGAAGUAGAAAAGAAACUUGAAAUUCACGUUUCAGAAUAUCCCAGUGGGAGCUAUGGGGUUAUCACUGACCAGGGCAGCCCAGUGGACCACAUCCAGCUCUGGUACUGGCAAACUGGAGGUCACGCCAAUGAAUGAGUCGUUGUUGAAAGAAAUUCUGCACUUUGUGGAGCAGUUCACUUCCCAACAUCCACAGGAGGCAGAGCAUGUGUUUGAGGAGCCGCUCCAGUGGAGUACCACUUUAGUGGCGUCUAAUUUCAAAACAGACUAUGACAUCAGUGACUCAGAUGUACAGUCUCACGAGAAAGACAGUGGAGGGCAUCCAUUGUUGCAGCUCUCCCCUCCUACUGUUUAUGUACGCAGCUUCAGCCAGCUCUCUAAACUAGUUCAUCUGGCAGAUGAUAAGAAGCUGGAGGAGGUUCGAAAAUGUCUAGAAGAAAAUAGAGAACCCAUGGUUAAGAUUCUUGGUCAGAGUUUUGUCAGCACCCUGGAGAAAGAAGAUGACCUUACUGAUGUACUACGUCUGGUAGACAAAGUGAAAGACCACAUUAAGGACUCAGAGGUCAAGGUCAAGCUGUUCCUCUUGCUACAAAAUAUGGAUAACCAACUCCUUAGCAAGUGCCUCAAAGAGGUAACCGGACAAGUCAGUCUCGACUGCACCGCAGUGACGAAUGAAGUGGAGUUGUUGAAACGGUUCUGCAGUGAAGGGGAAAAGAGGGUGUUGAAGUCGGUUCGAUACACAUCAGAUUAUGAAUUUUCAAAUGGCUGUCGCGCCCCUCCGUGGAGACAGGUGCAUGGUGAGAUUUGUUACCUUGUUAUUGAGCCUUGUGACACUGAGACCGUCUACAUCACCUGCAGCAACGCCGGAGUUUUUCUCAAUGGGUGCAUAAAACAAGAGGGGGAGGAGAGUGGCUAUGAGCGUACAAGUGAUAUGUACAAAGACCUGGUAACACUUCUGAAGAGCAGAUCUCCACAUUUUGCUGAGAACAUAAACGAGCAGAAUUUUGCAGUUCAAAAACUUCCAUCAACACAAAGAAUCCAGCAUGUGGAAUUGGUUGAUGUGGAGGAACUAGGCCAACCCCAGAGGUCUCACGAGCAACAGGAAAAGAAUGUGCAUGAGGAGGCGAGACAACAGCAUACGCCGAACAAGGCAGGCGGCAAGAAGAAAUAUGAGCCAUGUCCAAGAUGGAAGAACCUUGGUCUCAUGUCUCCAUGUGGUAAAGCAGAGGAAAAGAAACCCAGUAAGAGCUCUGGAGAGGAGAAGUCUGGUGAAAUAAAGAAGAAAAAGCUGGGACCAAGAGCCAAGAGCAAGAUGAAAGCAGAAUUAUCUAUGUCCUCUUUACCUGGACGCCUGUCCUCCCAGAAAGUUAAGACCCCAGCAGGAGCCAUGCCAGUGGACACUUUCAGUGAGAGUUCAUCUGAGAGUGAGGAGGAGGAGGAGCAGCCAGAGCGCCGUCCAGAGAGUAACACAGACCUGCCUUCUGAAUAUUGGCAGAUCCAGAAACUGGUCAAGUACCUCAAGGGAGGCGACCAGACGGCCACUGUGCUCACUUUGUGCGCCAUGAUGGACUUUAAUUUGAUGCAGGAGACGUGCCAACUGGCCAUCCGGGAUGUAGGUGGCCUUGAAGUCCUCAUUAACUUGCUGGAUACAGAUGAAGUCAAAUGCAAAAUUGGAUCUCUAAAGAUCCUGAGAAAGAUAAGUCACAAUGUGCAAAUCCGUCGAGCCAUUGUUGACAUGGGAGGCCUGCAGAGCAUCGUAAAGAUUCUGGACUCUCCAGUCAAGGACCUCAAGGCUUUAGCUGCUGAGACAAUCGCCAACGUAGCCAGGUUCUGCAGAGCAAGGAGAAACGUCAGGCAAUAUGGCGGUAUCAAAAAACUGGUGAAACUGCUGGACUGUGUCCCUAAUUUAGCCAACCUGACUGCAAACCAGGAGAAGGAUGUAGAGGUGGCUCGCUGUGGGGCUCUGGCACUGUGGAGCUGCAGCAAGAGUACCAAGAACAAGGAGGCCAUCCGUAAGGCCGGGGGUAUCCCUCUGCUAGGGCGCCUGCUGAAGUCUCCACAUGAGAACAUGCUUAUUCCUGUGGUGGGCACCCUGCAGGAGUGUGCCUCAGAGGAAAGUUACAGGAUUGCCAUUCAGACUGAGGGCAUGAUCAAGGAUUUGGUUAAAAACCUAAGUAGUGACAAUGAUGAGCUACAAAUGCAUUGUGCCAGUGCAAUCUUCAAGUGUGCAGAGGACAAACAAACUCGUGACCUCGUGCGUAAAUACAAAGGUCUGCAGCCGCUGGUUUCAUUGUUGAGCAAGGCGGACAACAAGCAGCUCCUGGCCGCUGCCACUGGAGCCAUCUGGAAGUGUUCCAUCAGUAUGGAGAAUGUAGCUAAGUUUCAGGAGUACAAGGCCCUGGAGACUCUGGUUGGCCUGCUGACUGAUCAGCCUGAGGAAGUGCUGGUAAAUGUAGUGGGAGCCCUGGGAGAUUUUGCCCAGAUACCUGCUAACAAGGCCAUCAUCCGCAAGAGUGGGGGCAUCAAGUCACUAGUCAACCUGCUCACUGGAACAAACCAGGCGCUGCUUGUGAAUGUAACCAAGGCAGUGGGCGCCUGUGCCACUGAUAUGGACAACAUGGCAAUCAUUGACCAGCUUGAUGGAGUCCGCCUGGUGUGGUCGUUAUUGAAAAAUCCCUGUGCAGAUGUUCAGUCCAGUGCUGCCUGGGCCCUUUGUCCGUGCAUUCAGAAUGCAAAGGAUGCAGGGGAAAUGGUGCGCUCCCUCGUCGGUGGAUUGGAACUGAUUGUUAAUUUACUGAAGUCAACAAACAACGAGGUGCUGGCAAGCAUUUGCGCCGCCAUUGCCAAAAUAGCCAAAGACAAGGAGAAUCUGGCAGUCCUUACUGAUCAUGGGGUUGUGCCAUUGCUGGCCAAGUUGACUAACACAACUGAUGACAGGCUUCGUCGCCACCUGGCUGAGGCCAUUGGCCACUGCUGCAUGUGGGGCAGCAAUACGGCGUCCUUUGGUGAUGCUGGAGCUGUGGCCCCCCUGGUGCGCUACCUCAAGUCAAAAGACAAGGCAGUACACAGGAGCACGGCGAUGGCCCUGAACCGGCUGUCCAUGGACCCCAACAAUUGCAUUACCAUGCAUGGGAAAGGAGUGGUCAAGCCCCUCAUCCACAUCAUGGGCUCUGAUGAUGAGACACUCCAAGAGGCUGCUGCUGGCUGUGUGCGCAACAUCCGACAACUGGCCCUGGCUAAUAGGAAGGCCCAAUUAUUUUAUUGACAAUCAAUGAUCAGAGCACCCCUGAAAAUCCAAUGGGGACUGUACAAAAAUGGAGGGGGGCACAUUACCACUGUCACUAAAAAAGGUAGCGUGGCACAGGCUGCACUGCAAUAUUUUGACUUAGCCCAUUAGUAAAACAGGUUGGGUUGUGCUAUAUUAUGUGUGACUUUGCUGUUGUUCUGUCAAGGCUAACUGUUGGCUAGUGAAAAAAUGGUCUGCUCUUUAGAGAGAAAAUGUUAAAUCUCUAUUAACUGUAAUGAUCCACAUCUGCUAUUUCUCAAAACUGCAAAUGGCAGUGUGUAGUUUUCAUCCAUCCACAAAAGCCUUGUUUUUGACAGAACUUUUUUGUAACUAUAACAUCUUUUUUACAGUAAAUUUGGCAAGAAAUGGAUGAAGUAACAUACAAAAGUAACAGUCCCUCCCUACUAUAUCAAAGCAAUCAGACUACCCUCCAUUUAGCAAAAUGAAAAAAUCUCACCCUUUUCUGAUCCCACCCAGUCAUUUUUAUACAGUCCCUUACCAGUACAAUUUGGCAGGCUCUCACCAUAGCAUCUGUCUUGUUGUACAUUAACUUCAGAGUUUGAUUCAAAAGUUUUUGAAAAUAUUUUCAAAUUGAAAGUAUGAGAAAAGUGUUUCACUGCUGUUUCAAAUAAAAUGUAUUAUAUUGA
This is a messenger RNA of Micropterus salmoides (largemouth bass), 3986 nucleotides long. It is a transcript of the gene odad2, whose product is annotated as outer dynein arm docking complex subunit 2. Bases 109 to 3318 code for a protein of 1069 amino acids. Gene Ontology annotation, molecular function: protein binding. Lineage: Eukaryota; Metazoa; Chordata; Actinopteri; Centrarchiformes; Centrarchidae. The transcript has 21 exons. The record is from RefSeq and is a predicted model, not a curated record.